Anarrhichthys ocellatus (wolf-eel) is the source of this 6851-nucleotide messenger RNA. It is a transcript of the gene stxbp5a, whose product is annotated as syntaxin binding protein 5a (tomosyn). The record is from RefSeq and is a predicted model, not a curated record. Bases 469 to 3894 code for a protein of 1141 amino acids. Gene Ontology annotation, cellular component: plasma membrane; cytoplasm; SNARE complex. NCBI's taxonomy places the organism in Eukaryota, Metazoa, Chordata, Actinopteri, Perciformes, Anarhichadidae. The transcript has 27 exons. Gene Ontology annotation, biological process: Golgi to plasma membrane transport; exocytosis. Gene Ontology annotation, molecular function: GTPase activator activity; myosin II binding; syntaxin binding.
UGGCAAGGUGGUGGGACUUGCGUUGAAGCCUCUGCUCUGUCAGACAUGCGCAAGAGCGUCAGCAGCAGCACCAACAACACCGCCGCUGCGCUGCGUUUCCGCCUUGGCUGAGCGGCGCACAGAGCCAAGAGGGGAGGGGAGGGAAGCCGAAAAGAAGAGCGGAGCCACCGAGACGCAGUGGGGCACAGCACGGAGUCCGAACAAAUUACACCGACGCACCAACAUCCAAGCAGCUCCUCUCCAAAUUUACGCGUCAAAAAAAAAAAAGAAGCGAUCUGUGCGGUGUGCGCCAGAGCAUCCCAGCAUGGAGACUGCGCUAAAAAACAAUCACUCAAAUGUGAGAUUUACACAGGAAAUCAGAAGGGAGAGCGCUUGAGUGUGUGCGCGCGCGUGUGUGUGUAAGAGAGAAAGUGGCUAUCCCCUUUAUCUUUUGCGGGUGAUCUCAAUUCUGUGCUCUGCAGUCUGAAGAUGAAGAAGUUCAACAUCAGGAAGGUGCUGGACGGCUUGAAAGAGGUAUCCUCCUCCACCCCGUCUGUCCAAGUGGGGCCACAGGAGAACCAUCUGAUCCAGGAGACCCUCCAGUCCGACCAUUUCCAGCUCUGCAAGACUGUCCGUCAUGGCUUUCCCUACCAGCCGUCGUCCAUGGCUUUCGACCCUGUGCAGAAGAUACUGGCCAUCGGCACCCAGAGUGGAGCUCUCAGAUUGUUUGGUCGUCCAGGCGUGGAGUGUUACUGUCAGCAUGAGAGUGGAGCGGCCGUCAUCCAGCUACAGUUCCUCAUCAAUGAGGGAGCGCUGGUGAGUGCUCUGGCAGACGACAGUGUUCACCUGUGGAACCUGAGGCAGAAGAGACCAGCCAUCCUCCACUCCCUCAAGUUCAGCAAAGAGAGAAUAACCUUCUGCCACCUGCCCUUCCAGAGUAAAUGGUUGUACAUCGGCACAGAACGAGGGAACAUCCACCUCGUCAACGUGGAGUCCUUUAUGCUCUCGGGCUAUGUCAUCAUGUGGAACAAAGCCAUUGAACUGUCCUCCAAGGCUCACCCUGGACCAGUUGUGCACAUAAGUGACAACCCGAUGGAUGAAGGAAAGCUUAUAAUUGGAUUUGAGUCUGGGAUCGUGGCCCUUUGGGAUCUGAAAUCAAAGAAGGCCGACUGUCGCUACACUUACGAUGAGGCGAUCCACUCAGUUGCCUGGCAUCACGAGGGCAAGCAGUUCAUUUGCAGUCACUCAGAUGGAACUCUGACCAUAUGGAACAUCAGAGGCCAGGGCAAGCCCAUACAGACAAUCACCCCACAUGGAAAACAGCCCAAGGACGGGAAGAAGCCAGAGCCUUGUAAACCCAUUCUCAAAGUGGAGUACAAAACCACUAGAAUCGGGGAGCCCUUCAUAAUCCUGUCUGGUGGUCUGUCUUACGACACGGUAGGACGGCGUCCAUGUUUGACUGUAAUGCAUGGGAAGAGUACCGCAGUGCUGGAGAUGGACUAUCCAAUAGUAGACUUCCUCACACUCUGUGAGACACCAUACGCUAACGAUUUUCAGGAACCUUACGCUGUGGUGGUCCUUCUAGAAAAGGAUUUGGUGGUCAUCGACCUUGCACAAAAUGGUUACCCCAUAUUCGAGAACCCCUAUCCUCUGACUAUCCACGAGUCUCCCGUGACCUGCUGCGAGUACUUUGCCGACUGCCCAGUGGACCUCAUACCUGCACUUUACUCAGUUGGCUCGCGGCAGAAACGACAGGGCUACAGCAAAAAGGAAUGGCCUAUUAGUGGUGGAAACUGGGGUCAAGGCACACAGAGCUACCCAGAGAUCAUCAUCACUGGGCAUGCUGAUGGAACUGUGAAGUUCUGGGAUGCCUCUGCAAUAAUGCUGCAGGUGCUCUAUAAGCUCAAAACAGCCAAGGUGUUUGACAGAAACCGGUCCAAGGAGGACAAGGGCAGCACCGAGGUGUCAGAUGAAGACCCCUUUGCCAUUCAGAUCAUGGCCUGGUGCCCUGAAAGCCGAAUGCUGUGUGUGGCCGGGGUGUCAGCCAACGUUAUCAUCUACCGCUUCAGCAAACUGGAAGUAACUACUGAGGUGGUGCAGUUACUCGAGGUGCGAAUGCAGUACGAGCUGAACGACAUAGAGUCUCCAGACUGUGGGGGGGGAGAACAGACAUCGGCGCUUCCCACCCCCGGUGCCUCCCCUCAGACAAGCGGCCCACCUUCACACCCCUCCACCAGCAGCAACAACUCUGACGGAGGCAACAUGCCCUGCCUCAAAGUGCGCAGCACCCCUCUGAAGCAGUCUGCUGGUUACCAGGUAGAUUUGGUGGUCCAGUUAGUGUGGGUGAGCGGAGAGCCUCCGCAGCAGAUCACAAGUCUGGCGCUCAAUUCCUCCUACGGCCUUGUGGUGUUUGGCAACAGUAAUGGUCUGGCGGUGGUGGACUACGUCCAGAAGACGGUGGUGCUCAACUUGGGGACGGUCGAGCUUUACGGCUCCAAUGACCCCUACCAGAGACAGCCCCGCUCGCCAAGAAAGACACGACAGCCCUCUGGAGGUCUGUGCGACAUUAACGAGGGCUCAGCCACAUCAGAGGACCGCUGCAAGUCCCCUACUUCAGUGUUGAUGUCAAACAGCAAUCUACAGCAAUUCUACAAUGGAGGUGGUAGAGGAGCAAAGAUGUCACGGAAAUUAAGCUUGCCUACUGAGCUAAAGCCAGACUUGGUCCUCCUGUCUGUAUGCCCGCCGCGGGGUGCCAACCCAUUAGACCACCGGGACAAUUCUUUCAGCCGCUCCCGCUCCUCCAGCGUCACCAGUAUCGACAAGGAAGCACGAGAGGCCAUCAGCUCCUUCCACUUUAGCGAGGCCUUUGCCCGGAAGGGGGACAGCACUUUGACCCCCUGCCUGUACGUGGGCACCACUCUGGGCACGGUGCUCGCUCUAGCUCUCACAAUGCCACCUGCUGGGGAGCAACGGCAACUGCAGCCAGUUAUCGUUUCACCAACAGGCAUGCUGGUGCGGCUGAAGGGCAGCAUCAUGCGGAUGUCUUUCCUGGAUUCUACAGGUUCCAUGCUGCCCCCUGCCUUUGAGCCUUGGUUUGAGCCCAACGUGACCGCAGAUGGUGAAGAAAGAGAGAAGGUCCGUAAGCGCCGGCCCGUCUCAGUGUCCCCUUCCACCUCCCAGGACCUCAACGAGAGCCAGUACGCUGUGGUGUGUUCGGAGAAACAGGCCAAAGUCAUUUCCCUCCCCUCCCAGACCUGCAUCUAUAAACACAGUAUCACAGAGACCUCCUUCAUCCUACGGGCAGAUGUGGUGCAGAUGAGCCGAGGCGUGUGUCUGGCCUGUUUCUGCGCCAAUGGCCACAUCAUGACCCUCAGUGUGCCGGGACUGAGACCGCUCAUGGAUGUAAACUACCUGCCUUUGACAGACAUGCGGAUAGCAAGGACGUUCUGCUUCACCAACCUGGGUCAGGCCAUGUACCUCUGCUCCCCCACUGAGGCCCAGAGGCUCACUUACAGCCAGGACACCUGUGAAAACCUACAGGAGAUGCUGGGUGAACUGUUUACACCAGUGGAGACACCAGAGGCACCCAACAGAGGGUUCUUCAAAGGCCUCUUUGGGGGAGGAGCACAGUCACUGGACAGAGAGGAGCUAUUCGGGGAGAUAUCCUCUGGAAAGGCAUCCCGAAGUCUGGCCCAGCACAUCCCAGGCCCAGGUGGCCUUGAGGGCAUGAAAGGAGCAGCGUCUGGUGUCGUUGGAGAUCUGGCGCGCGCCCGAAUAGCACUGGAUGAAAGAGGCCAGAAACUGGGCGAGCUGGAUGAGAGGACAGCUGCCAUGAUGGCCAGCGCAGACUCCUUUUCCAAACACGCCCAUGAUAUGAUGCUGAAGUGCAAAGACAAAAAAUGGUACCAGAUCUGAUCAGUGAUGGGGGAGGAGCAGAGCUCCGUGGACACAACUGUCACCUUCCAUUGGCUCAUUUUGACUCACCGUGACCCCCCACCCAUCUGUCUGUCCAUUCCUCCAUCCCUGCAAGCCUUCUUCACUGGGACACUUGGGAUUUUCUUCCCUAGCACAAUGUUGAAUACUGUUCUUACCUCAGUCUUGGUAAGACUUGGUGGAACUGAAGGGUAGACAGGGGAGAAGGACAACCUCAGAGGGAGCAAAUGAAUGGUGUCUUUUAUUAUGUUUUUGUCUCUUUGUUUAUCUCUGCUUGACUGUCCUCCGAGGUAGCCAAUUGGCCCACGCACCUUGAGAUUCUUCAUUCUCACAUGCCAAAAUGUCCUUUAUUGUCGUCUCCACUCCGAGCCCAUCGGGGCCAAUAUUCAAACCGAAGAACAUAGCUGAAAAAAAAGACAAAUACCUGAAGAAGAAAUGGACUACAAAAAAUUCUUAAAAUGUAAAAAGAAGGAAAAAGAAUCUAAAUACAUCAUUAUAUAUACAUAAAUCUAAUAAAUGUGCAACGCUGUAUCCACUUCAGAGUGACAAGUACAAAAGAAAGGAAUAACCCAUCGAGGAGAAGGAGGAGCAGGGUGUGAAGGCUGAAGAAAAGUGGCGUUGGAGAGCCACAGGAAGUGCUGUGACAGUGACGCCUCCUCUAUGCAGAGAGUCAGGGGGAUAAAAGCAACCUAUUUUGAUGUACACUGGAUAUUUCGUCAUCUCGCUCAACCUCUAGACUCUCCUCUGUAUCUUACAGACUUUCAUAUCGUUACCAACAGUGUGAGUGUGUGUGUGUGUGUGUGUGUGUGUGUGUGUGCGUGUGUGCGUGUAUGUUAAUUUCUAUUAUCUUGCCAUUCCUCUAUUUGUUAUUCGUUGGGUUUUUUGCUCCGUCUGUAUUAUUGGAAAAUCUCUUAUUUUUCUAUUGUUGUGAAAGUGGAUGAUAUUUGAUUUGUUGAAAAAAUACAUUUUGUGGCUUAUAUCUUAACAACUCAAAUAAUUUCUCCUUAUGAAAAGGGCUGGAAUCUAAAAAAGGAGGGCAAGGAUAUAAAAGGCAUAUAUCAUUUAGUACUCACUUGACAUGGCAACAUCAGCUUUCUUGACUCUGAAAAGGAGGUAUGAACCUUACACAUGUAUUGUUUACCUGAGAAUUUCAUCUAUUGGCCUGAUGCGAACCGCCUCCCUCACCCUCUAAUGUCAUACGCUUCCACAGUUUGGCUUAGUCUGUGAGUGUGACUGUAAAAGCGCUGAUUAGAUCACUGUUAAAUACACUGAUAGCAUAACAGCUGUGGUGGAGUUUCCAAAUUCUGGAUGACUACGGCGAUUUCAUAUAUACACGAGUAUCCACUAUUUAUGUGUAUGCAUAUAUGCAGGAUAAUGAAAAUACAGAUGUGUAAUCCUUUAAAGGCAUCAAUGUAAAACAUAUUUCAGGUUUUGCUGACAGUUGUCUGUAUGAGAAAGUGGUCCGUGUUACUUCUUUGUUAAUAUUUAUUUAUUGAGGUGCAAGAGACGGUUGUGUUUGGUGUCAGAAACUUUCACCUUCAUCAUUAUCUCGUUUCUAUUUCCGUGCAAAUGUGUCGUAUCUCUCUGUCUACCAGGCUUUUAACCUUUAUUUGUAUAUAAGUAAAUAGUUUGACAAUCUAAGACCAACUGGAAAGUAAACGUCGAGGUUGCCUCAGCAACAGAAGAGGAGAGAGGCCAUAUUUUUUCUGACGCCAAAGAGUUGCUUCAGCUUUUCCAUUGCAUUAUCAUCUGGCUUGUCAUUCCACCAGACUGUAAUAUGUGUAAUACAGUGUUACUUCACCCACGGAGUGCAGACCGAGGAUCAGGUCCCUUUAGGAAUGUUAUCAUUUUCAGGGUUCAAGAAAUGGAGCAAGUUGCAAUGGAACUCAGCCAUUUAUAGUACUAUUGUUUCACAAUAUGUCAUAAAGUGUAACAUCUGGACUGAUGUUUAAUGUUUGAAGAGGCCUAACUGCUGGUUGAUGAGGCUGUUUCCAUAAAACAAAAAAAUCUGAACCGUUCCACUAAAGCUCGGACACAAUAUUUAUGGUAUUCAUCUGUGUGUUUGCGAAUGCGUGUUUGUAUGUGUGUCAGGGCGUGCUCGUAUAAAUUAAGUGAUAUGAUUUAAGAUUUUGGUUCUUUAAUAAUCAAUGUUGAUGUCCUGGUCUCACCAGCCUAGUCUGUGUCCAGUUGAGUGUCCGUUACACUAACUAAAGCCACCAAUGACGAUAAAAAGAAGAUAACGAUAGGAUACUGAGCAUAAGAGGAUGACCUCUAAAUUCUGGUUUAAUUUAACUGCCGCAUGUUUGGUCUUUGCACACAUGCUUGGACUCUCAUUCACUUCAGUCUUUGCCUUCCUCUCUUCCUCCAGUGAGUCCUCCACUGACUCUCUUGGUUCCACAGUGACAGAUAUGGCCUUCUCCGUGUUUAGUAAGCAUUGUUGUGUGGAUGUUGAUAGGUAGCUCUGUCUUUAACCCCCAAGGUGAAGAAGGGGGGGGGGGGGGAAACAACUUCAGGAAAAAAAAACUAGUCUUAGCUAGAGGUCAUCCCCGAAAACCUGUUCAAUGUCUUUCCCUCCCACCCAACUGUUAUUUGUUUGUUUCAGGUUUUUUCUCUUUUUGUCAAUGUAUAUAUAUAUAUUUUUUACAUAUUUGAGUGAUUUGUUUCUUCUCCAUACACUACAGUAUGCAGUAUUCUAACCCAAUACAAUCCAAACACUCAAGCAACAAGAGGGAGUCCUGUCUAUCUGCCAUAUGCCAUCUUCUGUCCUGGAUUCAACAGUUAUCAGUGGGUUGCAGUAUUUUUCUCAUUGUAGCCAAUUUUCUUGUACAGUUUUAUGCAACUUUCACAUGGAUGUUAAUGACUUUAUCUGCUGCCACACAAAUUUAGAAUUUCUGUAGAUAGAGAUUACUGUGCAAUGGAAAAUAAAAGUGGAAAAUGUA